Molecule: messenger RNA, 1670 nt
Organism: Loxodonta africana (African savanna elephant)
Lineage: Eukaryota; Metazoa; Chordata; Mammalia; Proboscidea; Elephantidae
Gene: CRIPT
Product: CXXC repeat containing interactor of PDZ3 domain
Exons: 5
Coding region: 113-418 (101 amino acids)
Biological process (GO): cytoplasmic microtubule organization
Cellular component (GO): dendrite
Molecular function (GO): microtubule binding; PDZ domain binding
Source: RefSeq, a predicted model, not a curated record
AGGCCGGAAGUAGAUCGACGUACCCGGAAGGAAAAUCCUUUUCGUGUUGUAGUGUUGAUGUUUGCGAGCUGCUGCUGCUAUUGUUGUUAAGGGAACCGUCGUCUUCUGAAGGAUGGUGUGCGAAAAAUGUGAAAAGAAACUUGGUACCGUUAUCACUCCAGAUACAUGGAAAGAUGGUGCAAGGAAUACCACAGAAAGUGGUGGAAGAAAGCUGAACGAAAAUAAAGCUCUGACUUCAAAAAAAGCAAGAUUCGAUCCCUAUGGAAAGAAUAAGUUCUCCACUUGCAGAAUCUGCAGAAGUUCUGUGCACCAGCCUGGCUCUCAUUACUGUCAGGGCUGUGCCUACAAAAAGGGCAUCUGUGCAAUGUGUGGAAAAAAGGUCUUGGACACCAAAAACUACAAGCAAACGUCCGUCUAGACAUACUGAUGAGCUUUCUGGCUUUCUGCAGGGUUUUACUUUCUGAGUUGAACCUUAAAAGCAUAACACAGAUGUUCAAGUUACAAAAUAACAUGUUUUAAGAGGAUGAAGUUUAAGCCAGGGCAAUUGAUCGUCUUCAUUUUUUUUGCUCUCAAGAAGGAACAGCAAAGAUGUAACUAGUCUUUGUCUUAAGUUGGUAUUUUCCUCACACGCAUUUUUUUGAACUGGAAUAAGUAGCAAAUUUAAUGAAAAAAAAAGUUUCCCAGUUCUGUAUGCACUUUUCAUUUCGCAUUAUUCAUAUAAUUCCUUUUUGUUUUUUUCCUGCUUUAUUUUAUUUAUAAGUAUCGCAAGAGUGAGAAGGAGAUUGUUGACAUUUUGCUCCGAACCUGGCAUCUAGGCUUGUAAUUCUUACCUUCUCUCUUUACUGGUUGCAUAGUUCUUAAGACUGGCCAUUCCUUAAUUGCAGUUUCACAGGGUAUUUAAAUAUUUGAAAACAUUGUUGCUGAAUGUUCCUUGGUAAUCAGCCCAGACUCAAAUCAGAGACAAGUUAGAUUUGUGAUUUUUUUUUUUUUAAUUUGUUCUUGAAAUUAGAGAAUGCCAGUUCCUUUCAUAUAAGAACAAGGAACACCCAAUAUGUCCAGAUUCACACACAGGACUUCAGAAAAACACGUAUACACACAUUACCUGGAAUUCAACUGUCGUGAAAGCCAGAAGAACAGAACAGUGUUUAUCCACAAUGAGAUGUAGUAAAAAUUAAUUUUCAUUGAUUUCAUUCAUUUCCACACCUUGGGAAAACUCUUUGAAGCAGAAACCAAAUUUUUUAAAUCCUCCCUCCCCUCUCCACACACACACACAAAGAAAACAUAGCAAACAUUUUGACUCUUAUUUGUAACACUGACUGCUGAAAAACGACUUUGAAGUUUCAGAGAAGAAUUUUUCUCCUGCUGUCUGCAGAGGUUCAGGACUAGUGCUUUUGAUACCUUAUAGCCAACUCUGGGGGAGCAGAACGGUGCCCCCCAAGUGCAGUGUAUAGAAACAGUGCUGUAAACCAUGCGAGUAGGCCAGGUGAUAAUACACAUGGUAUGUGUUGCAGUUUUAUUUGUUGAAAAUUAUUAUAAAAAUUAAAGUUUUACCUGUUUAAUUUAUAUGCAAGGUUUUUUCCCCCCAGGAUACAUUGUUAUUCAUUCAUAUACGCCAAGAUUAUAAGGACAACGCAAAAAUACAAUAAAUAACAGUAGUGAUGAGGGCAGGA